Messenger RNA from Solanum tuberosum (potato), 587 nucleotides. RefSeq lists its product as uncharacterized. NCBI's taxonomy places the organism in Eukaryota, Viridiplantae, Streptophyta, Magnoliopsida, Solanales, Solanaceae. The transcript is spliced from 4 exons. The coding region runs from base 35 to 472 and encodes 145 amino acids. The record is from RefSeq and is a predicted model, not a curated record.
AUUUUUAUCCGCGUAAUAGAGCCAACAACAAAACAUGAUAGUGGAUGUCCAUCAGAAUCCAACACAAGCAUUUGGACAAUUACAGGCACAAUUGACUUUUGGUGAAAGUAGUGACAACUCUCUCACGAAUUUCUGGCACAAUAUUUGCACUUCCACAAGGCAUGGCUCGAGUCCACUCGCAAAUACGGGUACACAAUUGAACACUCCCUCCCAAUUAGGGUUGGAGUAUGCCCAUUCAAAUUGGAAUAUCAACUUGAACAAUAACAACGACAUCAAUCAUAUUAUUCAACAAACUGAUCAAUCUUCAAUUCAAAGUAAUGCAAUAGCUUCUAAUGUUAAUGGAUUUAACUAUCCCAUAGAAGAGAAUACCAUGGGAAACAAUGAAUACUUUGCUGAAACAACACAUGAGAAUGAUGCAUGGGAAUGGGAUGAUGUUUUCCUCAAUGAAGGUUUCAAUGGAGAUGACUUUUAAAUUUAGAUUGAUCAAUGAAUGACAAACAAACUUUUUUUUUAAUCUAGUUUCUUUAUCUUUGGUCCAUUUUAAAGACCACAGACUUGAUGUUUUAGCUUUUUAUUUACUUAUUUCU